This is a messenger RNA of Verticillium dahliae VdLs.17, 594 nucleotides long. RefSeq names its product high affinity copper transporter. The record is from RefSeq and is a predicted model, not a curated record. The coding region runs from base 1 to 594 and encodes 197 amino acids. Gene Ontology annotation, biological process: copper ion transmembrane transport. Gene Ontology annotation, cellular component: membrane. Lineage: Eukaryota; Fungi; Ascomycota; Sordariomycetes; Glomerellales; Plectosphaerellaceae. The transcript has 6 exons. Gene Ontology annotation, molecular function: copper ion transmembrane transporter activity.
AUGGAGAUGAUCUGGAAUUGGAACACUGUCGGAUCGUGUUUCCUCGCUAAAUCAUGGUACAUCCGGACUGAAGGCAUGAUGGUUGCCUCGAGUAUUGGUGUCGCCCUCCUGGCCGUCACUCUCGAGCUGUGCCGGCGCGCAUGCAAGGAGUACGAUGCUUCAAUUGUUGCGCAGAUGGAACGAAGCGUGACGGCCGCUACUCUCACCAAUCCAUCACUGUUACCCCCUUCGAGCAGAAGCUCCCCGACUGUCCGAAUCCUCAGCCUUCGUGUCAGCCCGUUGCAGCAGGCCAUAAGAUCGCUCAUGUACGCCAUCACCUUUUCAGUGGCCUACAUAGUCAUGCUCUUGGUCAUGUCCUUCAACGGUUACAUCAUCGUUGCCAUCUUUGUUGGCGCCGGCUUGGGCAAGUUUCUUACCGACUGGAUGGUGGUCAAGGUGGCUAUGAAGCACGAGUUUGCUGCACUUAGCACAAGCAUCAACUUCUUCAUCAACUUGGGAGAGUUCAUUAUCGUUGGCUGCGAAGAAUCCAGCUCGAGUGUGGCCAUCGCCCGCUGGCUCAACUCGAGCCUCGAGGGCACCAGCUCAACAUUAUGA